Lactuca virosa is the source of this 630-nucleotide messenger RNA. The record is from the annotation of a GenBank genome assembly. NCBI's taxonomy places the organism in Eukaryota, Viridiplantae, Streptophyta, Magnoliopsida, Asterales, Asteraceae.
AUAUUAGAUUCUAAUAGAUACUAGCAAAGUUAGUGGUACCUAGUUGUGAAACCUUGGGAGGUGUGAUAGGAGCUUUUCGCUACAUCAUAUAAACAUAUAAACAGAAGGAUUCUUUUGUUUUUAUAAAGGAUUGGUUCCUUCAAUCUUCAGCAUAAUUGUCUCCACCAAGUGCAGUGUUUUUUGGAGUUCAAUUGACCUGAAAGAAAGCAAAGAAUCAAGGAUAUGAAGCAGCAAGGAGAUGAAAUGAACAAUUUUGAACAGUUAGAGUUGGGCCAAUGAGAACUUUAUUACAUGGUGCCAUUUCUAGUGCUUGUGUUGAGGUAGCUACUUACCCUUCUGAAGUUGUGAGAAGACAAUUACAGUUGCAAGUUGGAGCAAAUAAAAUGAAUGUCUUAGCAACAUGUGUAUGUGUAAAGAUUGUUGAAAAUGGACGUGUUUCAACUCUUUAUGCAGGACUUAUUCCUAGUUUACUUCAGGUAAUUUAAAAGUAUGAGUUGAUUUAUAGGAAAUGAUAUAAUCGAAUUUGUGGUGCAAAGACUGGGCGGGAAUUUAAGUCAAAAGACAUCCCUGGUAAAGACACGUGGCAAGUUGGAGGUGCAAAAGAGGGACACGUGGCGUGCAAAGUACUUU